UUCAUUCAUUUCAUUGUCUUGUCAACGAGUCGUUGCCGACGAGUCGCAUUUUUAGUGCUUUCUUAAAUUAUAAAAAAAAGACGCAUAACCAUCUCACAAAAUGGGUUCCAAAUUACAGGAGUACAAAGACACGUUAGAGCGUAAUUUGAACGAUAAAAGCAAACCAUGGACGAAAUAUUUCGAAGCGGCAGAGCAGAAAACCGGCGUGAACAGGGUUUACCUAUUCGCUGGUCUGGUGGCGUUCACUGGUUUAUAUUUAGUGUUUGGAUUCGGGGCUGAAUUGAUAUGCAAUUCGAUUGGUUUUGUAUACCCGGCCUAUAGAUCGAUGAAAGCCCUCGAAUCGCCACAAAAAGACGACGAUACCAAAUGGCUCACUUACUGGGUGGUGUACGCGUGUUUCUCUAUCGUCGAAUACUUCUCUGAUUUCAUCGUGGGCUGGUUCCCGCUUUAUUGGUUAAUAAAGUGCAUCUUCAUUAUAUGGUGCUACUUGCCCACGGAGUACAACGGCUCGCUGAUCAUCUACCACCGCAUCAUUCGCCCGUACUAUCAGAAGCACCACGGGCGCAUCGACAACAUAGCUGCCUCCGCCUCGCGCUUGGUGACGGAUGCAAUUGGGAAGAACAACUAAAUUUGUAUAAAAAAUGAAAAAAGUACAAACUGUUUCACAUGCUUUUGCCACCAGCUUCUUCAGCACAAUUUUUUAACUAUAAAAAAUAAAUUUAUAAUCUGUGGUAAAAUAUUUUUGAAUAUCGAAUUCAAGUAAGCGUAAUCUAUAGAACUGAAACUUAUUACCUACAAUAUAAAGGUUAAUAGGACCUGAGAACUGUCAUCUGUAUGAUCAAUGAAACAAAAUUUCUCAUAAAACCAAUUUUGGAUAAAAACAAUUUGUUUUUAAUUAAAUAUCUGUUUGAAUUUGUUCAUAAAAGUGUCACUUGUUUUUUUAUUCAAAUUUACCCGCCAAAAACCAUAACCUGAAUAAUAAUUCUGUAUACCUUUAUGGGUAUAUUGAUAAUACAAGUAGUAUAUUAUGGUCUUUUAAAAUUAAAUCAAGAGAAUGUUUAAUAUUUUUUUAAAAUAGUGCAUUACGUUUAUUACUUACAAGGAUUACAUUAUUCAAUAUUUUGACUUAUUACUAAGGGUCAACACAGACCGACGGAGUAGCCCCGAAGAUAAUAAUUCGUCAUUCUUAAUAGACUUUAGCUAUUUGAAUAUAUGGUUGAAAUUUAUAUAAUCAUAGAAAAAGGGGGGCAAAGGCGUGACUGCUUGGCAAGAGUGAAAGAGAGAGAUAUAGUGUUGCUGAGUGUGUCUUGCGAACGAUUUAUUGCAAUAUGCCUUCACUCCGUCAGUCUGAACUGAACCUAAAGUAAAGCGCGUGUAUAAAGGCCUAAAUUUUGACAAUAUGAGCUUAUAAUGAAUUUGUACUUUUUUAAACCAACUAUGUAUUCUUUUUAUUAUAGUCAUGUAUUAUUAUAAUAACUCGUUUGUAAAUCGUGUUUUUUUUUACAAUUUUCUUAGACGUAAAUUCUUAGUUGAAUUUUUCUUCGGCUGAUAAUGUCUUAGGGCUUAGAAGCUAAGUAAACAUCCCUUUUAGUUUAUUUUCUAUUUUAAGAUCUCUAUGUGGAACAAUGAAUUCUUAUUUCAAUAAUAGAUUUGCUCAAGGAAUGUUAGUAGUAUAUCUGUUAAGUUUUUUUUCUGUUAUGGUUGGAGUAAUGUUAGUUUUCUAAUGUUCCCAGAAUGUAUCCUUGAGUGUUGCCAUAAUAUGACCUUUUUUAAUUACGAUUGAAAAAUAUUUUUGCAUCAUUGAAAUCUUUUUUAUAAAGAUUUGGGAGUAAUAUGAAAUGAUAUAAUAUAUAUUUCAAUAUUACCAGAAUAAAACCUCGUGUGUCGCCAUUAAUGUUGAUUUGUUCAAGCAUUUUUCAUUUUUAUGCUUAAAAUGUAAAUCCAUGUCGUGCCUUUGAAUGAUUGUCAGCAUUGUAUUCACUCAAGGAAUUGUUAAACUUGUCAUUUUUUCACGUAAUAAAAAGGGAUUCAUUGUAA
This is a messenger RNA of Galleria mellonella (greater wax moth), 2037 nucleotides long. RefSeq names its product receptor expression-enhancing protein 5 (gene ReepB). The record is from RefSeq and is a predicted model, not a curated record. NCBI's taxonomy places the organism in Eukaryota, Metazoa, Arthropoda, Insecta, Lepidoptera, Pyralidae. The transcript has 4 exons. The coding region runs from base 101 to 628 and encodes 175 amino acids.